GACUUUGCACUUCGUUGCUCUUCGUUGCACUUCGUUGCGCAAUAGUAAGUUGAAGUCUGCACUAGGACAUAGGACAUACCACAAACAGUUGGAAACGAAAUUGCAAAAUGGCAAGGAAAAAAGCUGCCAAGGAGAACUUCUUCAAGUUCAACAACAAGCAGAAGGCGGUGAAAGAGAACACCUAUGUCAGCGGCAGGCGGACUUCUUCAUAUCAUGAAGCAGUCGGGUUUGAUUACUGGGACACAGGGUAUGAGGAGGUGGACAUGGACUACAGGGAUAUGAACAAGAAGUCUUGGAAGUACAAGGAAAGCACCAAGACGUUUAUACCCAUCAGAUCAAAACCAGAGCAGCCGUCAGUGAACCCACUAGAUGAUGCAGGUCUGCUGUCCUUCAUGACCGUCACAUGGCUGACUCCGCUCAUCAAAAUGGCGAACAAGGGCAAGCUGACACUGGACAACGUCUGGCAACAUUCACCACUUGACACGGCAAAACCCAAUUAUAAAAGAUUUGAGAGGCUGUGGCAGGAGGAGGUUGAGAGGGUGGGGAUGGAGAAAGCGUCGCUGCCCAGAACCAUCUGGAGGUUCACCAGGACCAGGAUGCUGAUGAGUCUACUCGCUAUCCUCAUCUUUUCAGCAGGCACCUUUCUUCUUCCAGCUUUUUUGGUCAGAAGCCUCUUGAGAUACACCGAGUCCCCGGACACAAACUGGCCACUGGGAAUCGGCUUGGUCAUUGCCAUUUUUGUCACUGAAGAAGCCAGAGCAUUGUGUUGGGUUGCAACAUGGGCCAUUGCCUACCGCAGCGGCAUCAGAGUACUGGGGGCCAUCCUGACACUCAUCUUCACCAAGAUUACACGGCUCAGAAGUCUCAAGGACAAGACAGUAGGGGAGUUGGUGAAUCUGUGUGCCAAUGAUGGCCAGCGGGUGUUUGAAGCCACAAUUUUGUUCAUCUUCAUGUUCCAAGCCCCGGUAGUCUUUGUGUUGGGUCUUUGCUACAGCGUGUACCUGAUUGGUCCAGCUUCACUAGUGGGAUGUUUCGUCAUCGUCCUCUACUAUCCUUGCCAGGCCCUGAUCUCACAGCAAAUUUCACAGUUCCGGAGAAAGGCCAUCGCCAUCACAGACAGACGUGUACGAACCAUGAACGAGAUCCUGACGUGUGUCAAACUCAUCAAGAUGUACGCUUGGGAGAUGCCUUUUGGGAAGGCUGUCAGUGCUGUGAGAAGUGAAGAGAGGCAUGUUCUGGAGCAGGCAGCUUAUGCCAAGACUGCCAGCAUAGGGCUGUCUCCACUCAUCUCUCUUCUGACAGGUGUCCUCACCAUCUCUGUAUCUGUCAUGACAGGGAACGACCUCACUGCAUCGCAGGCCUUUACAUUGUUGGCUGUGUACUACAGCAUGAUUUCUGCCAUGGGUGGACUCCCCUUCUCUUUCAAAGCACUUGCAGAGAGUCAAGUAGCUCUACAACGUAUGAAGAGUUUGCUUGAAAUGGAUGAAAUGAAUCCCUUUACUACACAACCGUUAGACUCAAGAAAUACUGUUGAGAUCAGGGCAGCAACCUUUGCAUGGGACACCAUUCAGACAGAAGGUGGACAGGACGCCAUGACACCUGCAAAGGAUUCUGGGACAACACCAGGGUAUGAUGGGAAAUCUGAAAAAAUUCCUCUUACCCAAGAGACGUCUGAAUUAAAGGAGGAUCUGGUAAAAACACUCUUCAACAUUGACUUGGACCUACCAAAGGGUACAUUGUUAGGUGUUUGUGGAAGUGUUGGCAGUGGGAAGAGUUCUCUCAUCUCAGGCAUCCUGGGUCAGAUGCGUGUGGUAUGUGGAACAGUAGGACUGACAGGCAGUGUGGCUUACGUGGCCCAGCAGGCCUGGAUCAUGAACGCUUCUGUCAGGGACAACAUCCUGUUUGGAGAGGACUAUGACCAACAGAGGUAUGAGGAGACUGUGAAUAUCUGCUGUUUGAGUCAUGACCUUAAAGUGCUGCCAGCAGGAGACUUGACAGAGAUUGGUGAGCGAGGGAUAAACCUGAGUGGAGGUCAGAAACAGCGCAUCAGUCUGGCGCGGGCUGUCUACAGUAACAGGGACGUCUACCUGCUGGACGAUCCACUCAGCGCUGUGGACGCUCACGUGGGACAGCACAUCUUCACCCACUGCAUCAUGGGAGCUCUCAAGGACAAAACUGUGCUGUUUGUCACUCAUCAACUGCAGUACCUGCACCUGUGUGACCAGGUUGUCCUGAUGAAGGAUGGUGUGAUAGCAGAGAAGGGUGAACACAGUCAGCUGAUGGCAGCAGGUGAAGACUAUGCCAGGAUGAUACAGGGUUACAUGACAUCACACUGUGCUGAGGAGACAGAGGAAGAGGAUCAGCCUGGUAACAUGGAGGAAAAUAAUUUCAUGAGACAGCAGUCCAAGGAUACUGGACAACAGAACUGCCAGUCCAAUGUGGGUUCUGCUAGCAGUGUUGCUGAAUACGAGAUCAACAACAAGACAGAAAAACAGGAUGUGAAAGAAGACUUGUCAGGCAAUCUGAUAAAACAAGAGGAGGUUGAGAGUGGGAGUAUUGGAUGGGCAACAUAUUGCGAGUACUUCAGAUCAGGAGGAGGUUACGUGUUAUCUGUGCUGGUGCUUCUGACUUUUGUUCUACUAGAGGGAGGAAUGGCCUUCAGCAACUUCUGGCUCAGCAUUUGGCUGAAACAAGGCAGUGGGAACACCACUAUAACAGUGGGUAAUGAGACAGUCAUCAGCACCAGUAUUCGACACCAUCCCGACCUUUACUUCUACAGUCUGGUUUACGGAAUGUCAGUUAUUCUGGUGUUGGUGGCAAUAAUUGUAAAAGGUCUGGCCUUUGUCAAGUUCACCCUCCGAGCCUCCUCCAACCUUCACGACAAGGUGUUCAGGUCUGUCUUCCGCAGCCCCAUGUCUUUCUUUGACACGACACCAACAGGCAGGAUACUCAACCGCUUCUCCAAGGACUUAGACGAAGUGGAUGUGCGCCUCCCAUUCCAAGCGGAGAUGUUUCUCCAGUACGGCUGUCAUCUCUUGUUCUGCAUUAUUCUGAUAGCGUACACUUUCCCAUACUUCCUUAUCGCCAUUCUGCCAAUGGUGGGAAUUUUCUUGUACAUCCGAAGAAUUUCUAACAGUGCCCUGCGUGAACUGAAGAGGUUAGAGAACGUGAGUCGGUCUCCUUGGUUCUGUCAUCUGACUGCUACUGUACAGGGUCUGGCAACUAUUCAUGCUUACAACAAAACAGAGCAGACUGUGGACAGGUUUGUUGAUCUACUGGAUAAGAACUCAGUGAUGUUGUUCCUGUUCCGCUGUGCGAUGCGCUGGCUGGGCAUGAGGCUGGAGCAGGUCACCAUCGUGUUAGCGACAGUCACCGCACUGCUGGUCGUCAUUACCCAUGGUUCCAUUUCCCCCGCCCUCGCAGGAUUGGCUCUAAGUUCUGUGACACAGAUGACGGGUGUGUUCCAGUACGCAGUCCGUCUCAGUUCAGAAACAGAGGCUCGCUUUACGUCAGUGGAGAGAAUUAAAAGCUACAUCAAGGGUCUUGAAUCUGAGGCACCUCUUACUAUCAAGAAGACAACACCGUCCAAGUCUUGGCCAGUUGAAGGCAGAAUACAAUUCCAGAAGUACAACAUGCGUUACCGGGAGGGUCUGCCCUUGGUGCUGAAAGAUGUCAGCUUCUCCACAAAACCUUCAGAAAAGGUUGGCAUCGUGGGAAGAACAGGAUCAGGAAAGUCAUCUCUAGGAGUGUCCCUGUUCCGAUUGGUUGAAGCAGCAUCAGGCUCCAUCAGUAUUGAUGACGUCAACAUUUCCACUAUCGGCCUGGAGGACCUGCGCAGCAAGCUGUCAAUCAUCCCACAGGACCCUGUCUUAUUCGUGGGAACUGUCAGGUAUAACCUGGAUCCAUUCAUGGAGUACAGUGAUGAACAGAUCUGGAGUGCUCUGGAGAGAACGCAUAUGAGUGAAAGUAUCUCCGGCCUACAGCUGCAGCUGGAGGCACCUGUUGUGGAAAACGGAGACAACUUCUCAGUGGGAGAGAGACAGCUGCUGUGUAUGGCCAGGGCACUGCUCAGACAUAGCAAGAUCCUGAUGUUAGAUGAGGCGACAGCAGCCAUUGACCCAGAGACAGACAACCUGAUCCAGACAACUAUCCGGGAGGCCUUCAGUGACUGCACCAUGCUGACCAUCGCACACAGACUCAACACUGUACUGACCUGUGACAGGAUACUGGUCAUGGAGGAUGGGGAGGUGGUGGAAUUUGACUCCCCCAGCUCACUGCUUGCAGAUCCAAACUCCACCUUCACAGCCAUGAUGUCAGCUUCUAGCCUCAGUGACCAGCAGCAUUCGAUAUAAUAGUAGGUGUUAAUUUAAAACCUUAUAAAGCUCAUGAUCAUAUUUACAUGUAGAUACAAUGUCAUGUACAUUACAUUAUGUCACAACUGUUACUGUAACAGUGUUCUUUUAUUGUUGCUGCCCAGGUCUGUUUCAGGUAAGAGAUUUCACCUAAUAAUAUGUUUAACUUAACUUAAGUAUGUGACCAGGAUUUAAAUGUGUUUAUUAUAUUGAUGAUUUAAAUUUACCAUUGAGUACAUGAACAAUGGGGCAGGGGGUGGCGAAAGCAGAUCAGAUUGCCCUAACUUUGUCUCCCCACAAUCUCCCACUUUUUGUUCAAAUAUUUGCUAAUGCAGAUUGCUUGUCCCAAUAGACCUACAAACAUUUACAGUGAAACUGUAGAAG
This is a messenger RNA of Branchiostoma belcheri (Belcher's lancelet), 4736 nucleotides long. RefSeq names its product multidrug resistance-associated protein 5-like. Gene Ontology annotation, cellular component: membrane. Gene Ontology annotation, molecular function: ABC-type transporter activity; ATP hydrolysis activity; ATP binding. Bases 108 to 4352 code for a protein of 1414 amino acids. Gene Ontology annotation, biological process: transmembrane transport. NCBI's taxonomy places the organism in Eukaryota, Metazoa, Chordata, Leptocardii, Amphioxiformes, Branchiostomatidae. The record is from RefSeq and is a predicted model, not a curated record. The transcript has 28 exons.